AUGGCAGCAGUCGCGACCGCGUCGAUCCCCGAGGCUCAGAAACAAGAGCUUCUCUGCACGUACGCAGCGCUCAUCCUCAGUGAUGACAAGAUGGACGUGACGGCAGAAAACAUCCAGAAACUCGUCACUGCCUCCGGCAACACCGUGGAGCCGUACAUGCCUUCCCUCUUCGCGAGAGCGCUGCAAGAGCAGAACAUCGCGGAACUGAUCAGCAACGCGGGAUCCGGCGCCUGCGCGGCCCCGGCGGCGGCUGCGCCUGCUGCUGGCGGUGACGCGGGCGCACCCGCGGCGAAGGAGGAGAAGAAGGAAGAGCCUGAGGAGGAAGAAGACGACAUGGGUUUCUCUCUUUUCGACUAA
This is a messenger RNA of Neospora caninum, 357 nucleotides long. RefSeq lists its product as uncharacterized. Gene Ontology annotation, cellular component: cytosolic large ribosomal subunit; ribosome. Gene Ontology annotation, biological process: translational elongation; cytoplasmic translation. The transcript has 2 exons. Gene Ontology annotation, molecular function: protein kinase activator activity; structural constituent of ribosome; ribonucleoprotein complex binding. The coding region runs from base 1 to 357 and encodes 118 amino acids. Lineage: Eukaryota; Apicomplexa; Conoidasida; Eucoccidiorida; Sarcocystidae. The record is from RefSeq and is a predicted model, not a curated record.